Ruditapes philippinarum (Manila clam) is the source of this 5779-nucleotide messenger RNA. RefSeq names its product fibrillin-2-like. Bases 267 to 4997 code for a protein of 1576 amino acids. Gene Ontology annotation, molecular function: calcium ion binding. The transcript is spliced from 27 exons. The record is from RefSeq and is a predicted model, not a curated record. Lineage: Eukaryota; Metazoa; Mollusca; Bivalvia; Venerida; Veneridae.
UUUGACUUUUAAGGGGUAUCUUUGCCGGUUACUGCAGGACAACGUACUCCUGUCAAGGAUCAUGUUUAACUUCGCAGACUUAUUACACAAGUUGCGGAUUUUGGGGCUGGAGCAGAUGCGCCAGAUACCGAUACGUUUACCAGCCAUGUGCUCAGACAUGCUAUAGAAGUGUAUGCUGUUUGGGCUAUUCUGGAAGUGACUGUAGCAUUCCUUCGUGUUUUGGGUCAUAUUCGUGUCCUAACGGUGGUAAAUGCCAAUCUCCAGACAUGUGUAGCUGUCCACGUGGCUUCUCCUCGCCCAGGUGUUAUGAUAUCAACGAAUGCAGCAGCAGCGGUCAUGGGUGUCAACACAAUUGUGUCAAUACUCAUGGCUCUUACCGUUGUACAUGUAGAGCAGGCUUUACACUGACCUCGGAUCUCAAGUCAUGUCAAGACCUAAACGAAUGCAAUGUCAACAAUGGAGGAUGUAGUCACAAAUGCAACAACAAUGUCGGAUCCUUCUCGUGUAGUUGUAGGACAGGAUACACAAUUGGUACUGACGGACGAUCAUGUAACGAUGUGGAUGAAUGCAUGCUCGGAACAGCAGCUUGUUCUCAUAAAUGUACAAACACUGAAGGUUCCUUUACAUGCUCAUGUAAUACUGGAUAUACUUUAAGUGUGGACAGACGUUCGUGUGAAGAUGUCGACGAGUGUGUUGAAGGAACAGCCAAAUGUGAUGGUUACUGCAACAACACCCCUGGGUCUUACACGUGUUACUGCGACCCUGGUUAUAUCCCUGACAGUACCGGCUAUUCAUGCAGAGACGUGAAUGAGUGCGACACUGGGAACGGCGGGUGUACUCAAACAUGUAUAAAUGAGCCAGGUUCACACAGGUGUGAAUGUCAAAACGGAUACAAAGCUGUGUUUUCAAGUACAGAUAGCGAAGUGUGUGAAGAUAUAGAUGAAUGCAUGGAAUCAAGUGCAUUUUGCUCUCAAAUUUGUAACAACACAGUUGGGUCCUUUAAGUGUAUUUGUAAUAGUGGUUUCAGCCUAGACACAGAUGGUAUUUCUUGUAUAGACGUUGAUGACUGUGAAGGUGUUGUAUGCAUGAACAAAGGUACAUGUGUUGAUGGGUUGAUCAAAUACACGUGUACGUGUGAAACAGGUUUCCGCGGCAAACACUGCGAAACAGAUAUAAAUGAGUGCGAAUUCGCAAAUGGGGGUUGUCAAGAUGUAUGUACAAACUCAGAAGGUUCGUUUUACUGCAGUUGUUCAGGGAAUCGAGAGCUAAGCGAGGAUGGUUUCUCGUGUUUUGGAGGGGAAGAAGAAACCCAGACUGUGUUUGAACGACUCGAAAUUCCUCGACAGCUCCUGCCGAAAGCGUGUUUCACUGUAACGCUUGCCCAAUGCGUAGAUGGAAAUGACAUUACAAUCUAUUUAAGCUCUACAUCGCACUGGUAUAAACUACAUGUUGAUCAAGACGUGAUGUUUACAUACGGUGUUGUUUUUGCUAACGUAAACAAUUUCUCUGUGCCAAUAUCACUAAAGGGACUUGAGGUGAUUGUACGAAAUGACGAGUUUACGUUAAAUUAUGGGUCGCUAUACGAAUUGACUGAAGGAGCAAUAAUGGAAAGUGGAAAAACAGACGAUGUUUGUGCAGCGUUUGAACUUGUUGAAAGUGAUAUUUUCGAUUUCAUAAGUAUGGACUCCUUUAUGAAAACUUUAUUGUUCUCGCUAUUUCCUGCCAUUCCUUCCUGGCUAAGAUUUGAAAAAUCAAGAACUGAGAUUUUGUCUAUUCAAGAUACAAAAAGUACUCUUGUUUAUGGGAAAGACAUGGAUGAUGUUUCGUGGUGUGACGGUGCACCAGUUAUCUCAAAUCAUUUAUACACGGUAUUUAAGUUUAGUACAGGAUUUAAGCUCAAUAUAUUCGGGGAUGUAAUAGACAUACCAAAACCAUUAAGUUCGAGACGAUUUUGCUUGAUUGUCGACCUUUGCCAACAUAAUGGCGGGACAGUGUUUUUGAUGAUACCAGAUGGUUCCCGAGAUAUGUUAUUAGACAUCAGCAUGUUCCAAGCGCUAAAGAAUAGACAAAACUUGCACAUUCGUCCGAGAGGAAUCGGAAUUUCACUUUCGAAAGGAAUAAAUGCAAAUUACCACACAUUAUCUGGACAACUCUGGAAUGGAGACAGAAUGUUUACCCCAUUACAACCAAAUGUGGAUGUCUGGAUAGGUGGUGGUAUGAGCAAAAAUGACACACAUUUUACAGUUGAAGGAAACGCUGAUAUCUAUUUUGGUGUACCAAGCGUUCAAACAAUAUUAACAUCAAUGUUUGUAGAAGAGUGGACAGGAUUUAUCGAUAUCCAACUAUCUUUGUCACCUGUUCUCCGAUUUGAUUUAUUUGGCAAGGAACGUUCUGUGACCCUUCCGUUGCUUACAUCUACUGCAAAUGCGUAUAUUUCUAUCGGAGAAGCCCCAAAGCUUGUAAAACAGCUUCACAACCAGACUGUCUUGUACGGCAGCGAUGUUACAUUAUUUUGCAAUGCUACAGGCGAUCCGGAACCUGAUUUUAUUUGGCUGAGGAAUGAAAUGAUUAUCCCAGGGGAAAGUUCCAAUAUUCUGACCAUUUUAAACGUUACCGAAAUUGAUUCUUAUGACAAGUACAAUUGUAUUGCUGGGAAUGUUGUAGCUAAUAUCACCUCUUCAGAUGCGUAUAUAAAUGUUGUACUACAAGGGUCAUACAUUUGCUCCUGCUUUGAAGGAUACUCCCUUGAUGAAGAUGGAAUAACAUGUUCAGAAAUGAAUGUCUUAAUGACAACGGUGGCUGCGAUCACAUAUGUAACAACACAAAUGGACAUUUCACCUGUACGCUGUAAGGAAGGAUAUAAUUUACAUGAAAAUGAUAGGACCUGUACCGAUAUGAACGAAUGUCUCAACAAUAAUGGUGGCUGUUUUCACACAUGUAGCAACACAGAAGGUUCAUUCAUUUGUUCCUGUAUCGACGGGUAUGAUUUACAUACUGACAGGCGAACAUGUAUCGACAAUAACGAAUGUCUUGAUAACAACGGUGGUUGCGCACAUAUUUGCACCAAUACAGAUGGCUCUUUCACCUGUGCCUGUAAUGACGGUUUUGAUUUGCAAGGAAGUGAGGAAACAUGUAUCGACAUUGAUGAGUGCGUUGUUGACAAUGGGGGUUGUGAUCACAACUGCAGGAACACGGACGGCUCGUUUACCUGCUUUUGUAACGAAGGAUUUAGUAUUCAUAAAGAUAACAGAACAUGUGUCGAUAUAAACGAAUGUAUUGACGGCAACGGUGGCUGUGAUCACAUAUGUAGCAACUUGGAUGGCUCGUUUAGCUGUUCUUGUAAUAACGGGUACAGUUUAGAUGAAAAUAACAGAAUAUGCAUCGAUAUUAAUGAAUGCCUAAGUAACAAUGGUGGUUGUGAUCACGCCUGCAGCAACAAGGAUGGCUCGUUUAUUUGUUUUUGUGAGGACGGUUAUAAUUUGCAUGAAAAUAACAGGACAUGUAUCGAUAUUAAUGAAUGUCUUAAUGACAACGGUGGUUGCAACCACAUGUGUAACAACACAAUUGGACAAUUCACCUGCACUUGUAAGGAAGGAUAUAAUUUACAUGAAAAAGAUAGGACCUGUACCGAUAUAAACGAAUGUCUCAACAAUAACGGUGGUUGUCUUCACACAUGUAGCAACACGGAAGGUUCGUUCAUGUGUUCCUGUAAUAAUGGGUAUGAUUUACAUACUGACAGGCAAACAUGUAUCGACAAUAACGAAUGUCUUGAUAACAACGGUGGUUGUGGGCAUAUAUGCACCAACAAUGAUGGCUCAAUUAUCUGUUCCUGUAACGCCGGGUAUAGUUUACAUGAUGACAAAAAGACAUGUGUCGACAUAAACGAAUGUCUUGCUGAUAAUGGUGGUUGCGGUCAGGUAUGCAUCAAUGUAAAUGGGUCGUUCAGUUGUUCAUGCACCGACGGAUAUAAAGUACAUGCAAACAAAAAGGUAUGCAUCGACAUUAAUGAAUGUCUUGAUAAAAAUGGUGGCUGUAAACACAAAUGUGAAAAUCUUGACGGAUCAUUCAAAUGUAUGUGUCAAGACGGGUACAAUCUUGACUUUGACAUGGUUUCAUGUUUUGAUAUAAACGAAUGUGCAGAUCAAAAUGGCAAGUGUGAAGAGAAGUGUAUCAACUUCGAUGGAACAUACAAAUGUGUUUGUGAAGAUAAACGACUUUUGAAUGAGGACGGUUUAACAUGUAAAGAUGUGAGUGAACAAGCGGUAUCUUCAACUAUUCGCCUCUCUAUAGAAAGUGAAAUCGCUUUAAGAAACUACUCUUUGUAUACAGAAAUAAGGAAAACAUUGGAGGGAUACUUCAGAACGGCAACAAAAGCUUCUGUUUACGUUUAUGUCAACAGUAUAAGAGCCGGAAGUAUCAUUGUAGAUUACACAGUCAUUAUUGAUGAUAAGGAAAAUCAGACUUUGGUAGCUGAUACUGUUGUUCAGGCAAUUUUGGAUCUAGAUGAGGAAGGGAGCCUUGAUAUUGACGGAAAUCGUGUUUCAGUCAAACCGAUAUUACCAAAACAUGCAGACCCAUGUUACCUACGGGAACUUCUUGCAGGACAGUGUGAUAAGAAUAGUCGUUGUCAAGUUGUUGGCAACAAGCCAAUUUGCCGAAAUACGUAUGACGAAAGUGUCAAAGAGGACUAUCUUAUUAUUGUUGGACCAGUCUUGGGAGUUGUUGCUUUUGUAGUGGCAGUAAUAUUGAUGAUAAUGUGUGCGCUGCAGAUCAGACGCUACCGAAAACAAUGGUGGCCAAACAGAGGAAAAGCCUCACACGAGUCAGGAACAUAUGAAGCACCACCUUACUUAGGUCGAAAGAACCUGAUUUGGAAUUUUAACAGAGGGGCCGCCUGCUCUGCUUCAUUACCAAGUUUCAAGGUAAAUGGUGGCCGUUCAUUCCCGUGGAUGGCUGGUGGCAACGAUUUGAAUUCUCCAUACAUGGAUGGACAAUGAUGACCAAAUUGGUUCUGAAUAAUUCAAGUUGUUCAUGUUUUUCACAUAUGGCGCUUUUACGCUUAACGUUAUUUCUAAAUGUUUAGACAUUCAUAUUUUACGCGAGAAUAUUAGCAAUGAUUUUCAUAUCACAUACCUUUUUCAGAAGUGUCAUACAUAUCAAUCAUUUAUUUUUCAUCAUUGAUACUUAUAAAAGCUUAUUUUGUAAUAAUUGCAAAAGGUCACAAAAGGUCACUUCAAAUGACUGUAAUAUAAUAAAGUUCUUGAGUUCAUUUUAUAAGAGGCAUUCGUUUUGUCGGAGCCUGUUCAUGGACUGUCUAGUGCAAAGUACCAGCCCGCCUCCUAGCACAAGCUUAAGCAGAAUUCAACAUUAAAUAUGAAAAUGAUGAAAAUUCAUACAGCGGUUAUGAUGGACUUUGAAUGCGACACUUUCGUACUUGAAGGUUCUCCAUGAAAAGCGGCAUAUGUUCCCUGAGUAAAAGAAAAUGUGUCUCUUAAACUUGAAAACAAUGGGCGGAACUAAACUAAAUGGAAUUUUGAAACGUGAUCAUAAAGACUGCAUGCUACAGAUAAGACGUAAAAAGACAAAUUUAAAAAAUGAAACUGGCAAUUAAUAACAUUAUCAAGUGUAUGUAAUAUUAUAAUCAAUUCGGAAAUUUAAAGCAAUUAUCCUGUAUAUAAUAUUAUCAUACCUCUUUCUCUGCUGCUGACUUCUUGUUAUACUGCUUAUUUGUUUGUUUUUAUAAAUAAAACAUAAACAAUGAAGAAGUUAUAUUAUUUUA